Symbiodinium natans is the source of this 1554-nucleotide messenger RNA. NCBI's taxonomy places the organism in Eukaryota, Dinophyceae, Suessiales, Symbiodiniaceae. The record is from the annotation of a GenBank genome assembly.
AUGUCGGCCAGCAGCUUGGAAUUGCAAGUCUCCUGGGGCGUGCCCUGUGAGUUUCCAGAGGGGAGAGCCUCGAAACAUUCAGCAGUCCCAUGCACGUCGGAGACUGCGGCAAGUGAGGAAGAUCAGAAUCAUCUCCUGGAGCCUUUCAUCGAGCUGAUGUCCCAGAUGAAGGCCACCCGGCCGCAGCACCUGCGCGGCAUCAGGGCUUUCCGAGUCCUGCAACGCGCUCCCUGUAGCUGGAGGCGAGGGCGGCUCCAUCAGCUGUACGCGCUCAGCGAGGCAGCGCAUGAGCUUGACGAAUUUUGGUCCCACAGCUGGCAGACAAGGCCCGUGUUCAAGUACACGAAUGUGCUUUUCCUGAACAACGGCCUGCCGGCAUUUGCUGUGGGCACGCUUUGCGCUGUGGUGUUCUUCUGCCUGCGUGCUUCUGGCUCAGUUUCUUGGCAGAACUUGUGCGUGCCCUGCGGGGCUGUGGGCUACUACUUGACACUGCUGCUGUGGCGGCGGAGGAAGUUGGUCUUCCUGGAUGCUGCAUGCAUACACCAGACUGACAAGACCCUGAAAGCAGAGGGCAUUCUCAGCCUCGGCGCGAUUCUCAAGUGCUCGAGGUCUCUCGUGGUUCUUUGGGAUGAGACAUACGUCUCAAGACUGUGGUGUAUGUUCGAGAUGGCUGCAUUUCUGCGAAGCCACAAGCACCGUGAGCAAGAAAGGCACGCGAGCGUGGUGAUCUGCCCCGUUCUUGUGGGUCCUGCCCUUCUCCUCGGCAAUCUGGGCGCAAGCAUCAUGCUGACGAUUUUCAAAGCAUCGGAGGGGCCGUUUGGGCCACGGCGUUUGCCCAUCAUCGGCAUUCUUGCCUUCCCAUGCUUGACCCUGCUGGCGUACGUAGUUCUGAAGCACUCCAGAAGCAUCGAGGCCAUGCAGGCCCAGGUGCGCUGCUUCACCAUCAAGGACUCUUCCAGCUCCUGCUGCGCGGUAGGGCAUAGCGACCCCGACACUGUGUGCGACCGUGACAUCAUCCUCCGCUGCAUCGCCGCCUGGUUCGGGACCACGGAGCACUUCGAGUCCACGGUGCGCAGCACGCUCCUGACAGCACUGAUUCACCAGCUGGCGAACCGCACCUUCUCGUAUUGGCGCAUUGUGCAGGCAAGCUGCCCUGUUGGGUGGGUGUUCUUAGAUUACAUCUCACAAGAUCCCCCCGAAACGGCGUCUCUACUGUGCAGAGCUGUGAACUACUGGCUGCUGCUUCUGCCAAGCACGGCCGUGGUAAUGCUCCGCCUGACCUACAAGUCGCGCCACCUUUGUGAGGGCUUGGUUGGGCAGCUGCUGCUCUCCAUAGGUUUGGUGGGCUGCUGGGUGCUCCUUUGCGGGAGCCUUUUGAUGCUGAAUGAGUUCAUUCUUCCUGAACUCCUUGGGGGCAGCCUGCGUGGAGCCUUAGUCGGGUUAUUCGUGAUGGGCAUUCUCAACCUCUGGUUAUGGCGGUGCCUACCAGCAAUUCGUGCAUCCCCAUCGGCUCCGGCCGACGGUGCGAGCAGCCACAGCUUGUCUUCGUUGUAA